Molecule: messenger RNA, 1512 nt
Organism: Gossypium arboreum
Lineage: Eukaryota; Viridiplantae; Streptophyta; Magnoliopsida; Malvales; Malvaceae
Exons: 4
Coding region: 1-1512 (503 amino acids)
Source: RefSeq, a predicted model, not a curated record
AUGACAUAUAGGGAGUUGUACCAGAACCUGUUCAACGUUCAUGUAGUAUCCCCUUUCUACCUAGAGCCACUGCAGCCCCCGUAUCCCAAAUGGUAUGACACAAACGCCCAAUUUGAAUACCAUGCGGGAAUUACCGGGCACUCAAUCGAGAAUUGUACUGCAUUCAAGAAAGUAGUUGAAAGACUCAUUAAGGUGGGGAUUGUGAGAUUUGACGACCUAGCCAAGCCCAAUGUAGCAAGAAACCCACUCCCCAAUCAUACCGACCAAGGAGUGAAUGGGAUAAGUGAAGGCUUGAAUAAGAAGACCAAGUAUGAGGUGGCAGAAGUCAGGACCCCGUUGAGGCGGGUGGGGCAUGAAAUCCAAGAUUGCGUAGAGUUUAGAGCCCUAGUACAAAACAUGAUGAACAAUAAAGAAAUUGAAUUCUAUGAAGAGACCGAAAACCCUGUAGAGGGAGAUAUAUGUGCAUCGGGGGGAGAAUCGACGGCACAAAAUCGAACGCCUAACUAUCCCGUGGUAAUCAUUUCGAGACCCAAAAAUAAUGAAGCCAGAGUACAAAUGCCACCGAGAGUCAUAAUCCAAAGACCUGCAGUUUUCCCUUACAAAAACAGCAAAAAGGUCCCAUGGAAUUAUGAUUGCAGUGUAAUGAUGCCGGGAAAGGAGAGCCCGGUUGACGCUUCAAGAGGGGACCAAGGCAAGGGUUUCUAUACACGUAGCGGGAGGCGUUACGAUAUGGCAAAUGAGGAGGUGCAGCCCACAAAAGGAAAAGCCCAGGUGGUUGAGGAAAUGAAGGGAAAAGCAACCAAACCUAUUAAUGAGCCAGUUAAUGAAGAGGAGGCCAAGGAGUUUUUAAAAUUCCUAAAGCAUAGCGAAUACAGCAUGGUGGAACAGCUACGUAAACAACCAGCCCGUAUUUCGGUGUUGGCCUUACUUCUAAGCUCGAAAGUUCAUCGUAGCGCGCUAAUGAAGGUCUUAAAUGAGACAUACGUUGCCAAUGACAUCUCCGUUAACAAGCUGGACCAUUUGGUAAACAACAUAAGUGCCGACAAUUAUAUCUUCUUUAAUGACAACGAGAUACCACCCGGGGGCAUGGGGUCGACUAAAGCUCUGCAUAUCACCACGCGCUGUAAAGGGUACACGCUGCCAAGCGUACUGAUUGACAAUGGGUCAGCUUUGAACGUCCUACCUUUGACCACGCUGAAUAGAUUACCUAUAGACAGCUCUCACAUGAAGGAGUGCCAGAACAUCGUAAAAGCAUUUGAUGGCAUGGAGAGAAAGUUGAUGGGCAGAAUUGAGAAAUUGAAGCUAGUAUCGGAAGGGAGAUUGAUAACGAUCAAGGCUGAGGAGGAUAUUAUUGCAACUGUGAGCAAUAAUGCACCCUAUUUGGAGAUAGAUGAUGAACAAAAUUUCGGUGCCAAAAUUGUCCAAAACCACGAGGAUGAGCCUCCAGCUGACGAUCGGAAGAGGGGCCCUACUCGGAAGGGGACUUGGGAGACAUCUGCAAGGAAGGGUUGA